Cuscuta epithymum is the source of this 6955-nucleotide messenger RNA. The record is from the annotation of a GenBank genome assembly. Lineage: Eukaryota; Viridiplantae; Streptophyta; Magnoliopsida; Solanales; Convolvulaceae.
AUUAUUUUGACUGGGUUGACCUGUUUUUAGACCAUCUCUACCGGUAUCUUUUGGAGCGAAGUUGGUCACAUUUUCCACGAAGCUUGGGUUGAUUAAUAGUUAAUGCCCCGUAGCGGGUGUGGUUGAGAGGUAAAAAAGGAAGAAGAUUGAAUCGGCAAAAACGAACAACUUCCUCCAGGCAAGAGAAGGUGAGCUCUGACCUAGAGUCAAGACUCUAAGGAUUAACUCCAAAAUUAUUCACCAAAACAACACUGAGCAGAGCACCUCGAAUUAUAUUCCAACAUCCAAGAGCCUCGGUGGACCAGUACUAAAGUGACCCUAAACUUAUUAUGUUAAGUAUACGGAAAUCUAAUGGGAAAUUGAAGUAGAAUUGAGAUGAAAUUGAUGAAACUUGAAAAGAGAUCGAUACAAUUGGAGACACUUCGAGUAGUCUCCCGCACUCCCAAGACCGAAGUCCCCAAACUAAUUCCUGCCUGCCCAUCUCUUCACCACUCUCACUUAUUUAUUCUAUUUCUAAUGGGCCAGCCCACUAUUACAUUUUAUUAAAAUACUCAGUAUUAUUUCCAUUAUAUCUCACUCCAUAAACCCAUAAGUCCUGGUCCCUAUCAUCACUCCCCCCUUUGACAAUCACCUUGUCCUCAAGGUGGGGAGUAAGAGCAGCCAUGCCAUCCAGCUUCAUCCUCGUGCCCCUUCCUUCCCAGUACCUCACCGAUUUCAGUGCCUUUAGCUCCGGUACUUGAACCUUUGUCAUCCAUUCCUCCUGGCAUUUGCUGAAACUUUUCCAAAAAUCUUCUAAAUUAGAUAGUUGUCUCCAUUGAACCAAAAUUUAUUUAUUUCUUUGUAAUGCAAAAGAUUUGACUCCUCCUGCAUGCUCUUGAUCCUUUUCAAUGACAUAAUACCCUUCCAUGCAUCCAGCAUAUCUGUACCCAAAUCCACUAUAUUCUGCAUCGCCGUUCAUACCUACUUUGCUGUAAAGCCACUGAGUUCCAGUAGCAGGGUAGUACAUGGAUAUUAUUCUGCCAUCGAUCCCGUGAACCACUUUCAACUCCCAAUCCUCACCUUUUGGUACAUCCAGAUCAUUACCUGAGUGCAGAACCAAACUAAUAAUAGAUAGUUGGCUGGGAAUCAAUUGCACAUAGUCGGGAGGAACAUAAUAUGGCAAUUGUACAACAUGUCUUUUCUCUGCCUCACAUUUCAGCUCAGACUUGUAACUAUAUUCAUCCCCUAUGCACAUGUAAUGAGUGUCAUGGCUAACAGAGAAUGAGGUUAUGUUUUGCCCCCACUUCAAUAUAACAAACAAGUGUUUGUUUUCCCGACUCCAAACCUGAAUUUCAUUUUCAGAAGUGACAUGCCGGACUCUACCCAAAAACGAGUUGAAGAAUUCCAGUGAACCUCGAGAUACAUCCAGAACUGUGCGUCCAAUAGAACCAGGUAAGGCAGCAACCAAAGUCCUCAUGGGAAGUACCCGAACCUCCAUAGCACAAGAUUCCAACACCCUGACCAGUGGCUGAACUUCAUGAGCAUAACUGCCAGGCCCCUCAAGUAGUUUCUGUUUAUGACAUGAUUGACAUCCACCUAUCUGUUCAGCCUUACCAAUCUCAGGCAUAGCUGAAAUGUCAGAGUUUUUAAAAACAAUUGGUCUACCAGUUUCUUCUGUUAAAAUUUCACCCAAGAAGUACCAGAAUUUCUUAGAGUAGUGAAAGGCACCCUCCUUGUUCACUUUCACACUAAUGGCAAAAUUCCUACUAGCACAAAAACUGUCAACAGUAAUCUCCUUCCCCUUUUCUUCCCUCAUAGGCUUGACAUCUGAAUUAGUGACCUUCACCUCAGAUAAGAUAUCACAGGCAGCAAAAUGUUUAUAGGAAGCAAAGUGUUUAUAGGAUGUGUUGACUUCUUCAUGAGGAUUGAUGUGGACCGAACUGAGAGAUGCUUUCUCUGAAGGAGUGUUCAGCAUCUCAACAGGUUGUAGAGGAAUUGAAGAAUCCGGAUGCUCCUGCUCAUGAGUUAUCUGUGACAUUGCAAUUAAGUGAUCUUGCAUUACUCCUUCGAUCAGAGGUUGUGUUAACUAAUAUCCUGAGACAUUUUUACUUCUCCAUGGUGGCCAAACUACAUCACUGCCAUCCUUGUGUAUACCAGCUUCGUCAAAGUUUACUCUGAAAGUCAGUGCCCUGUCCCUUACUGCCUCAAGUACCUCACCAGAGGCAGAAUUUGUUUUUAUGCCCUGAACCUCAACAUUAUCAUCCCCUUUAAUAUGCUCAUCAGAAAAUAAGGAGCUGUAAGAAACUUCAACUGCUUUUGACAGUUCACCUGUUGAUCUAGGAUUGACAGUCACUCCAAACAGUCUCAUAUUUAACACUCUCGGAACCUCAGUGUCUGGCUGUAGCCUAAGAUUUUGACCAUAUGAAGCAUUUGGGUUAUUACCAUAUUGAGAAGUUACCGGCUGAACUCUACACUCAACCAAGUUGAAGAGUCCCAUAGAACAUCGAGAACAAUGAGAAUCUGAGCAUCCAAGAGGAACAGGGACUGCAUUUGCGCCAACUUCAAGUCCAGCUACCACUGACGAUUUCUCCUCACUGAUAUCGCUCUCAGUGAACUUCACUGCUUUUUCUCCUAAUUGCGAAGCACUCUCAUCAUCAGAGGAAGGUUGCCGCCCACUCACAGACUCCUGUCGGACGGAUGAAACCUGCUCACAGGGAAAAGUGUUUUGUCACAAUACCUGCGAACAGGGAGAUUCGUCUCUCGAUUGAGUAGCACUGACAGCAGAUGAAGAAACAUGCGAACUGAGAUAGCCUUCUGUGAAUUUCGAACUGGGAUAAACUGAUGGCGACAGCGACGGAGCAAGUUGCGGAGCUUGCGAACUGUGAAAGACAUUGGAAUAUGCUGUAUAAUAUGCUUUAGAAUAUUCUUCUAUCUUUAGAAUAUGCUUUAGAAUAUUUUAGGAAUAUACUCUAAGAUAUUAUUAUUGUAUAGCAUCUUAUAGGAAUAUUCUAUCUUUGUAAUGUAUAUAUAUAGGGACUUAUCCCUCCAAUGAAAUACACAGAAAAUUCUUCCAUUCUCAUUACUAUUAUAUGCUUAAUUCUGAUAACAUGGUAUCAGAGCCUCCAUUUUAGUUUAGUUCCUUUUCUUUUAGAUUUUAGCUUAGUUUUUCAUACUGGGUUCUUCCUCAAAGAAACCUGAGUUCAGUUCAGAUUCUUCAAAACCUCUAGGCACCAUUCUGUCUCCCAGGACAGAUUUAUUUUAGCUCUCUAUUCAGAAUCUCUGCCAGGUCCGACCAUCUACCCGGCGAAUUUCCGACUCCGACAAUUACUCAUUCAGUCUGUGGACAUACGCACACUAUUUCAUGUGGCUGAUUAUUCGUUGGGGUCUGGCAUCUGACUUAUGUCUGGAGUAGCAGUCAAAGCCCAAGCAGAUUGUAUCUUUUGUUCUCAAGCCCAAAACGGGCUGCUUAACACGAAGUCAGCCUUUGAUAGUUUCUGAAGUUAUUCCCAUUAAUUUUAAAAUUACUGAGAAUAAACUUUGUGGCUCCAAUUAUCUUGAAUGGAGUAAAACUAUCAAACGUUAUUUAAGGAGCAUUGAUAAAUAUACCCACUUACUUGAUGACCCGCCAAAGGAGGAGGUUGAUAGAGCUGCUAAUACUGCCUGGCUUCGUGACGAUUCUAGAUUAUUUAUCCAGAUUCAAAACUCAAUGGAGAAUGAGGUAAUGGGGUACGUUAGUCAUUGCGAUACUGUGAAAGAAUUGUUUGAUUAUUUGGAAUUUAUGUAUUCUGGAAAAGGUAAUCUUAACCACAUCUAUGAGGUGUGCAAAGCCUUUUACAGAGCAGAAAUGAAAGAUAAGCCUCUCACGGCUUAUUUUAUGGAUUUCAAGAAAACCUAUGAAGAGCUGAAUACAUUAAUGCCAUUUAGUCCUGAUAUCAAAGUGCAGCAGAAACAAAGAGAACAAAUGGCAGUGAUGAGUUUUUUGGCUGGUCUAACAUCUGAAUUUGAAACAGCCAAAUCACAUAUCUUAUCUAGUGAUGAGGUCUCUUCUCUUCAAGAGUCUUUCACUAGAGUGCUUCGCACCGAUACUUCAUCCACACCAUUAGCACCUCAGUCAAGCAAUGCAUUUGUAGGGCAAGUUCCGACAUUCACCAGAGGAGGUGAGAAAUAUCCAUGUACUGGUCCAUCUGGCAAAGGCAUAGUAUGCAACUAUUGUAAAAAGCCUGGACACUUGAUCAAAGAUUGUAGAAAAUUAAAAUUCAAAAAUCAAGGAAAUCAGGUUGCUCACAUUGCUUCCGUUACACAGUCUUCUGAUGGAUCAAUAAGUAUGUCUUCUGAGGAAUACGCCAAAUUUCUUUGCUACCAAGAGACUCUAAAGCAUUCAUCUACUCCUAUCUCAGCUGUCGCUAAUUCAGGUAAUCCAAACACAUGUCUUGUGUCUUCAUCCUCAAAAUGGGUUAUCGAUUCAGGGGCAACAGAUCAUAUGACAGGAUCUGGUGACGAAUCGGGUUAUUGGUAAAGGAUAUGAGUCGGCUGGUCUCUAUCUCUUGGAUACAUCCUUACCCAAAUCCAUCUCUUGUCUUGGAGUUGGAACUGUGUUAGAGGCUCAUUAUCGACUAGGCCAUCCCUCUCUCCCGUUGUUAAAGAAACUUCAUCCUCAAUUUAAUAAGGUGUCAUCUUUACAGUGUGAUUCAUGUCAAUUUGCAAAACAUCCUCGAACUAGUUUAAGUCCCCGAGUCAAUAAACGAGCACAUGCUCCUUUUGAACUUGUUCAUUCUGAUGUUUGGGGCGCUUGCCCUGUUGUGUCCAAAACUGGUGUUAAGUAUUUUGUUACCUUUGUUGAUGAUUAUUCUCGUAUGACUUGGAUAUAUUUCAUGAAACGUCGUUCUGAGUUAUUUUCUCAUUUCUGUGCCUUUUGUGCUGAAAUUAAAACUCAAUUUAAUGUACCUGUUCGUAUUUUAAGGGGAGACAAUGCUCAAGAAUAUUUGUCUUCCUCAUUUAAGUCGUAUAUGGCUCAACAUGGCAUCAUUCAUCAAACUUCAUGUGUAGACACACCUCCACAAAAUGGAGUUGCUGAACGAAAGAACAGACAUCUAUUAGAAACUGCGCGGGCUCUUCUAUUCCAAAUGAAUGUGCCUAAACAGUUUUGGGCAGAUGCUGUGUCUACCGCAUGUUUUUUGAUCAAUAGAAUGCCAUCUACUGUUUUGGAUGGUAAAACUCCAUAUCAGUGCCUAUUUCCAAAUAAUGAAAAUUUUCCUAUCCCUCCUAAAAUAUUUGGUUGCACUUGUUUUGUACGAGAUGUUAAUCCCCAUUUAACAAAGUUAGAUCCCAAGUCAUUAAAGUGCAUUUUCUUAGGCUACUCUCGAGUUCAAAAGGGUUACAGAUGUUUUUGUCCAAGUACGGGUCAAUAUCUUGUUUCAAUUGAUGUCUCCUUUUAUGAAAAUACACCGUUUUCAUCAACAGAGACAAAUAUUUGUAGGGAGAAUGAUGAUAUACUCAUUUACACAGUCACUAUACCCGAGUCCACUGCUUCAGCCGUUGUUCCACAUGUUACUUUUCCUGAGCCUAGGCCCCCGGUACACUUGGUCUACACCCGUCGAAACAAAGUACAAGAUCACCCUCCACCUGUGGUUACUUAUCCUAAUACUGAUCCGGUCUCGAUCUCAUGUCCUGAACCAAUACUUGCAUCUCCAGAUCCUGCCUCUACAUCAGAUCUUGACCUCCCUAUCGCACUACGUAAAGGUACACGGUCUUGUACUCAUCCUAUUUCUUCAUUUGUGUCGUAUAAUCAGUUAUCAUCUACCUCAUGUUCUUUUAUUGCUUCCAUUAAUUCUAUUUCUGUUCCCAAAUCUGUUAAAGACGCUUUGUCUCAUCCUGAAUGGCGUCAUGCCAUGGUAGAGGAAAUGAAUGCUUUGGAUCUUAAUGGUACUUGGGAUUUGGUAGACUUGCCUACAGGGAAGAAAUCUAUUGGAUGUAAGUGGGUCUUUGCUGUAAAGGUUAACCCUGACGGAUUCGUUGCUCGUUUAAAAGCCCGAUUAGUAGCGAAGGGUUAUGCUCAAACCUAUGGUGUUGAUUAUUCUGACACUUUUUCUCCUGUUGCUAAAUUAACAUCUGUCAGGUUACUUAUUUCUCUCGCUGCAACUAAUGGUUGGCACUUACAUCAGUUGGACAUUAAAAAUGCAUUCUUGCACGGUGAUCUUCAAGAGGAAGUUUAUAUUGAGCAACCUCCAGGGUUUGUUGCUCAGGGGGAGUAUGGAAAAGUGUGUCGACUUCGCAAGUCUCUUUAUGGUUUGAAACAAAGUCCCCGUGCAUGGUUCGGGAAAUUCAGUCAAUCAAUUGAACGAUUUGGAAUGAUAAAGGGCAAAUCAGAUCACUCUGUAUUUUACAGACGAACAAAAGCAGGUAUCACAUUGCUUGUGGUGUAUGUCGAUGAUAUUGUGAUUACAGGGAGUGAUAAUGCAGGUAUUUUGGCUCUUAAGAAUUUUCUUCAUAGUCAAUUCCAGACGAAAGAUUUGGGCUCAUUGAAAUACUUCUUGGGGAUUGAGGUUUUACGAAGCAAGAAAGGCAUAUUUCUAUCUCAACGUAAAUAUGUGCUUGACUUGCUAACUGAAACAGGGAAACUGGGGGCAAAACCGAGCAAUACUCCCAUGAUUCCCAAUGUGCAGCUCACUCAUGAAGGCGUACCAUUCGAAGAUCCAGAAAGAUAUAGAAGGUUGGUUGGAAAGCUUAAUUAUCUCGCAGUUACCCGUCCAGAUAUUGCAUACUCAGUGAGUGUAGUAAGUCAAUAUAUGUCAUUUCCGACAGUUGAUCAUUGGAAUGCUGUAGAGCAUAUAUUAUGUUACUUGAAGGGGACACCAGGACGAGGUAUUGUUUAUCAAAAUCAUAAUCACAUGCGCAUAGAAUGCUUUGCAGAUGCUGAUUGAGCUGGAUCUAAAGAUGAUAGAAGAUCCACAUCUGGCUAUUGCGUCUUUGUUGGUGG